GUGCUCUUCAUCGAGACAGGGUUCGGAGCGGACCAGCAUGGUCAGAACGCGACCAAGGCGGCUCAGAGGGCAUGCCGCAACGCCAUCGAGUUCAACUCGAUCCCAAGCAUUGCUGGGCUGAUCCCGGGAGGGUACGCCGACAUGGUCCUGCGUGUUACCCUGGCAGUUCCUCUUGGGUAUGCGCUGACGUUGGACCUCGACAAGGUUCGAACGGUCUUCCCCUACGGCACCUGCCACUUCUCGGUGGUGGAGGGAGGAGCAGCGUUCAGCAGCGGGAUUGCGCUCUCUGCCCUUGGCGACCUGAACGACGACAUGAUCAUCGUCAUCGCGCACGUUGUUGUAGGC
This is a messenger RNA of Guillardia theta CCMP2712, 345 nucleotides long. RefSeq lists its product as hypothetical. The record is from RefSeq and is a predicted model, not a curated record. NCBI's taxonomy places the organism in Eukaryota, Cryptophyceae, Pyrenomonadales, Geminigeraceae. The transcript has a single exon. The annotation marks the transcript as partial.